GUCAUGUCCAAAAUUAUGGGCCAUGCUGGCGGAGUAGUGGCGAUGAGAUCUGACCACGUGGCCUCUUGUUUCGGCCACGUUAUACUGACCCUGUGUAGGCGCCCGGUUGACCACCUUCGUCUCGACUCCGGACGUCUAUUACUCAAGUUGAGCUCGCGCCCAGACCAGAAUGCCCGUCGGGAUCGAAGCAUGGGUCACUCAAAUCCCACCGGUUACGCGAGCAUGGCUUGCACUGGCGGUGCUUACCAGCUUGGCUGUACAAUGCCAAGUUAUCACUCCUCUGCAGCUGUACUUCAGCUACAAAGCUACGUUCACGAAUGCACAACCCUGGCGAGUGUUGACGACGUUCUGGUACUUCGGUCCGAUCUCGCUCGACUUUGUGUUCCACAUGUUCUUCUUCAUGCGAUAUAGUCGCAUGCUUGAAGAGUCGUCGUUCGCGAACCGCAAAGCAGACUACUUCUGGCUGCUACUGCUAUCCGCCAUCAUGCUUCUUGCAAUAUCCCCACUUGUCAACCUGCCCUUCCUCUCCUCGCCACUCGCCUUCGUCCCCAUCUAUCUGUGGUCGCGACGACACCCAUCCACACCGAUAUCACUGUUCGGUCUGAUCACCAUUACCGCGCCAUACCUGCCGUUUGCCCUCGUCUGCCUCGCGUGGAUGCUCAAUGGCACCUGGCGCGCUGCCGCAGGGGAUCUUAUGGGUUGUGCGGUGGGUCAUAUCGGAUGGUUCGUGCGGGACGUUUGGACGCGCGAAAUGGUCGGGAGACCGACGUUCCUGAGCGAUGCGCCGUUGGCUUUGAAACGCCUACUCGGAGACAUCUGAUGCCGUAUGAAAGGUACAUCGCUAAUUUAUAAAAGCUGGUUUCUGGAUGGAGCUGUUGUACACGAUCAACCUUCGGACUGUGAUUAGUGUCUCGCUAAUAUGU
Rhodofomes roseus is the source of this 923-nucleotide messenger RNA. Its product is annotated as Der1-like protein. Gene Ontology annotation, biological process: endoplasmic reticulum unfolded protein response. Lineage: Eukaryota; Fungi; Basidiomycota; Agaricomycetes; Polyporales; Fomitopsidaceae. The transcript is spliced from 6 exons. Gene Ontology annotation, molecular function: ubiquitin-specific protease binding; misfolded protein binding. Gene Ontology annotation, cellular component: endoplasmic reticulum membrane; Hrd1p ubiquitin ligase ERAD-L complex. Bases 170 to 820 code for a protein of 216 amino acids. The record is from RefSeq and is a predicted model, not a curated record.